Molecule: messenger RNA, 936 nt
Organism: Fraxinus pennsylvanica
Lineage: Eukaryota; Viridiplantae; Streptophyta; Magnoliopsida; Lamiales; Oleaceae
Source: the annotation of a GenBank genome assembly
AUGGACCCUGCAGUACUGGACAAGAUAAUUGAGAAGCUGAUAGAAGUAAGAUCCUCAAAGCCAGGGAAAUUAGUGCAAUUAUCAGAGUCUGAAAUCAAACAGCUUUGUGUUGCUUCUCGUGAAAUUUUUAUUAGUCAUCCCAAUCUUCUUGAACUUGAAGCACCCAUCAAGAUUUGUGGUGACAUUCAUGGUCAAUAUAGCGAUCUGUUAAGGCUUUUUGAGUAUGGUGGUUUUCCUCCCAAUUCCAGUUACCUAUUUUUAGGCGACUAUGUAGAUCGAGGAAGGCAGAAUUUAGAAACAAUAUGCUUGUUACUUGCAUAUAAAAUCAAAUAUCCGGAGAACUUUUUCCUUCUUAGGGGAAACCAUGAAUGUGCUUCUAUAAAUAGGAUUUAUGGAUUUUAUGACGAAUGUAAACGACGGUUCAAUGUGAAAUUGUGGAAAGCCUUCACUGAUUGCUUUAACUGCCUUCCAGUUGCGGCACUAAUAGAUGACAAGAUAUUGUGCAUGCAUGGUGGACUCUCACCAGACCUGGCAAACCUUGACCAAAUUAGAAACUUACCCCGCCCAACUGCUAUCCCGGAUACUGGUUUGCUUUGUGAUUUACUCUGGUCGGACCCUGGUAAGGAUGUUAAAGGAUGGGGAAUGAAUGAUAGAGGAGUUUCAUUUACCUUUGGCCCUGAUAAAGUCUCAGAAUUCUUGGCAAAGCACAAUUUGGACCUUGUCUGUCGUGCUCACCAGGUAGUGGAGGAUGGUUAUGAAUUUUUUGCUGACAGGCAACUGGUCACCAUUUUCUCAGCCCCCAACUACUGUGAUUCUGAAGCCUGCAGAAAGAAAAAACAAGUCCAUGAUGUCCACAAAAAUGUGAUUGGCACCAUUCUCUAUUUCGAAGAAACUACAGUUUCAGCCCGCCUGGGCAUCCUUCUGACCAAGAAAUAA